This is a messenger RNA of Zasmidium cellare ATCC 36951, 513 nucleotides long. RefSeq lists its product as uncharacterized. The coding region runs from base 1 to 513 and encodes 170 amino acids. The record is from RefSeq and is a predicted model, not a curated record. The transcript is spliced from 4 exons. Lineage: Eukaryota; Fungi; Ascomycota; Dothideomycetes; Mycosphaerellales; Mycosphaerellaceae.
AUGUGCGUAGUUGCCGUCGCUGCCGACGUGACUGCGACACCCCUGGUAGGGAUGGCAGCGCGUCAUCAGCCAGACACACGAACACACAGCAGUAAUCAGAUAAUCAUAAUACAUACCCACCACGACCAGCAAACGACAAUGCACUUCACCACGCUCGCCAUUUCCACAAUCGCGACCACUGCCCUCGCGGCGCAUCCCCACCGUUACCGCCAAGUUCAGGCUGAGCUCGACUACUUCUCAUGCGACGGAAGCCUGGCAACACCUGUCUGCUGCGACGAGACCGAGUCGACCAGCGGCGUUUGCGACAAGGCCAAUAUCGUAGCAACCGUCGAGAACAUCGACGUCGCUUCUUGCGAAUUGUACCAAGGCAAAUCGACUUAUGCUUGGUGCUGUGGAACAUACCUCAGCAGUCCGUUCCCGUUCAGUUCGACUGGAGAGCAAUGUGAGGCUGGCCAGGUCUACACCUCCGUCAUCGAGGUCGUCAACAAAGAACUGGGUGAUGUGACUGCUUAA